Messenger RNA from Lycium ferocissimum, 1271 nucleotides. Its product is annotated as probable LRR receptor-like serine/threonine-protein kinase At1g53420. The coding region runs from base 1 to 1206 and encodes 401 amino acids. The transcript has 13 exons. NCBI's taxonomy places the organism in Eukaryota, Viridiplantae, Streptophyta, Magnoliopsida, Solanales, Solanaceae. Gene Ontology annotation, molecular function: protein binding. The record is from RefSeq and is a predicted model, not a curated record.
AUGACUGCUCCACCAAACUUUAAGGAAGGACAGUCAACCACGAGGCCUCAAAGAUUUAAUGGAAAGUACUAUGGAUGGUGGAAAACUAGAAUACAAGACUAUUUGAUGGCUGAAGAUUCUAAGCUCUGGGACAUCAUUCUUGAUGGUCCUUUUGUUCCUACAAAGACUGAUGCUGAAUCUGAAAAGCUAGAGGAAAAACCUAGGAAAAAAUAUACCGAAGCUGACAGAAAAGCCAUUGAAAAUGGGUUUAAGGCAAAGAAGAUUUUAAUGUGCGGUAUUGGACCAGAUGAAUACAAUCGUGUUUCAUCUUAUGAAACUACCAAGGAAAUAUGGGAAGCCCUCCUGACAGCUCAUGAAAGAACCUCUCAAGUCAAUUAUUUGAAUGGAAACAAGUUACGUGGAAUAAUUCCUGAACCAUUCAAAAAUCUGAAGAAUCUAGUGAAUCUUUCCCUCUGUGAUAACUCAUUGGAAGGACCCAUUCCACUUUUCUUUGGUCAGAUGAAGUCUUUAAAAAGCAUUUGCCACUACAGAGAUCUGUGCAAAAACUUCUUCGACCAAAUAAUUCCUCCAGAAUUGGGUUCUCUCCCAUCUUUGGAAAAUUUAGUUAGUAUUAUCUACUGUCUGGAGUUCAUAAUUAUUUUCUCUUCUUCUUGCCAUAAUUUCUUAUCAGGAAAAAUUGCAGACGAGCUGGGAAAUAUUAAGAGCCUCACUAGAUUGUACAUGGUGGAUAAUCAACUCUCGGGUGUACUCCCGGUCAAGCUUGGAGAUCUUGUGAAUCUAGAGGAGCUGCACUUGCAGAACAAUGAAUUUAUUGGUGCCUUGCCGCCGAGCUUCAAGAGUUUAAAGAAACGGACGUACUUGGAUGUGCGAGGGAACAAGCUCAAUGAAACAAUUCCGGAUAUUUUCGAACAGUGGCAAGAUCUGCAUGUCUUGAAUCUGAUGGGGAAUAAUUUUUCUGCGCCUUUGCCUGGCCAAAUAUCAAAGCUGAAGAGUCUAACGGAACUAUAUAUCAGUGACUUAGUUGGAAAAAGCUACUCAUUUCCAGAUUUAUCUGGAAUGGAAUUUUUGAGAAUUUUGACAUUGAGGAAUUGCUCAAUAGAUGCCAACAUCCCUAUUUGGAUAUGGAAGCUAUUUCGCCUACAGUAUCUGGACUUGAGUGUCAAUAGUUUGUUUGGUGCAAUUCCAGAAGCUGUUAACCCUCGUUGAAUUAUAUAUUUCUAAGAAGAAAUAAGCUCAACAAGACAAUUCCAUCUUGGAUGAAUGCUACUUCA